CGUACACAAACAUUGCCGGCACCCAACUGAAGUGAGAGCGAUAGAGGGCGCUAUACGUCUAAUGCACGUGUUCAACACUAAAUUCAACUUUUACAGCUCGGCUAGCUGCACGGGCACGUCUCUGAAAAUGGCGGAGAAACUUCAGAUGAUCAUCGACUGCGACCCGGGCGUGGAUGAUGCGGUGGCAAUCAUGAUGGCACUGGCUCAGCCCAGCGUAGACCUACUGGCCAUCACCUGUGUGGUUGGGAACACAGUGCUUGAUAACGUGCUCCGUAAUGCACUCAGAGUGCUGAGAGUUUGUAACAAGAUGGAUAUUCCUGUGUAUAGAGGGGCAGACACCGCCUUGCUAAAUCUCGACUACAAACACUCGCACCACGUUCAUGGCUCCGAUGGGCUAGGGGGCGUGGUUGACCCGGACCCGCCCAGUCUUGACCUCGUCCAAUCAGAGCAUGCAGUCCACGCCAUGCUGCGUCUGACCAAGGAGCGUCCCGGUCAGGUGACCAUGCUGGCCAUCGGACCGCUGACCAAUCUAGCCCUGGCCCAGCGGAUGGAUCCGGAGUUCACCGGUAGACUGAAGAAGCUGGUAAUCAUGGGAGGCAACACAGAGGGUUCUGGAAGCAUGACUGAUGCGGCUGAAUUCAAUUUUUACACGGAUCCGGAGUCAGCUCAUAUUGUGAUGAGCUCCGUGCAGUGUCCUACGGUGAUUGUAGGCUGGGAAACAUGCCUGAAAAGUGGACUGCCCUGGGAUUGGUGUGACAAAUGGAUUGCCAAGCACCCAAAAGCUCUCUUUGUCAGCGAUAUCCUGAAAGCUUUCAUCAAUCGCCUGCGCAAAUCAGACAGACCUCGCUUCAUCAAUUGUGACGGAAUUGCGAUGGCGGUUGCCAUCGAUCCCAGCUCGGUCCUGGAGUCAUCGCACCUGCCAGUUUGCGUGGAGCUGCAGGGGACGGUCACACGUGGACAGAUGGUCCCUGUAGUCAAGAACACACAGGGGCUGGAGCUGGGACCACAAGUGGAGAUCGUCAAGACCUGCAACACUGAUAUCAUAGCGGCCAUGUUUGACAAAGCCACUGAUUAGAGAAAAAGGAUUUCCAUUUAAGUAGUUUAUUGGCAUCUGACAUGUGCCAACUGAUCAGUGUUAAUAGUUGAAUCCAUGAAAGUCCAUCCCAAGCCUGGUCACAAAUUAAUCACAAAUCUAUUCCCAAGUCAGGUCUCAAGUAACAGUGGAUGAACAAUAACAAAAGGAUGUGUUUGUGGCAGUUCGUGUGAGUAGCUUGAGACUUGAAUUUGGACUUUGAUGGACUUGGCAUGGAUUGGACUACAACACUGCCAUUGGUAACGGCUCUCUUGACACUAAUGGUGCGAAUACAAACCUGUUUACACAUUAGAUGUAAGUGUGAGUACUGCCCUGCUUCGUCAUCAUUUUAUAAGCACUGUAGACUCGGUCUGACCUGAGCAAGCUUGUUAAUGUUUCUCGCAAACUCUCAGACGGCACAGAGUAUACAGUGCUCAUGAAAAGCAAAAAUCAGUCUUAAAUUUGUACAUUCACAAGGCAAGCAAAACAUUGUUAACGAUUUCGAGUUUGCACAAGCUUUUCCCAAUUUAUGUUUACCUACAAAAUGGUGUAUCGGUUGCAAGUAUUUGCAUGAGAGGAACUUGCCGAAGUGCAAAGACACCAUACCCACCAUACCGAACUGAAACGUUUACUCGUUUACCAUAAGAGGAUAUAGUUUUACAAUAAAUACAAUUUCUAAGACACAAAUUUAAGAGACUUGUGCUGGUGCUUUUAGCCCGAAUUCCCAAGUCAAAAUCAUGUUAAAAUUUUAGGGUUCAGGACUGUUAGGGUUUUGUAUUCAUAUUUAAAUAAGCGCUUAGAAUUUUCAGCCAAAGAUAUAUAUUCUUGCAGCUUCCAAAUCAACUUAUAUUCAUAUAUCUUUCUCCUUUUUCUCUUUUACAUUGUUUCUUGAAAGAAUUUUAUUUUAUAAUAAUCUCAUCUUUUAAAAGAAUUAGAAUGUAAGAGGAAUUGUUGAAGGUACUGAAAAUACUUUUGGGAAUACUAAUAUUUAAAAGCUUUAAUUAUUCGGUUUUGUCUCAAAUUAAAACAAGUUCUCAAAUUAAAAUGUGUUCUGCCCUGUGAGAAUUCUUAAAUGAUGUGUAUAUCAUGAUACGAUAUGAUUCUCAAUCAAACUUCGAGCCUGUGGAUUUAUUAAAAUGUUUAAAUAUUAUUCUAGGUCUCUGUAUGAUUACUGUACAGUUUUAAAUAAUUUUUAACCUUAAUAUGGACAAAACAGAAAGGAAAAUAUACUAAAUUUGAAGUUAUGUUGACAAUAGUUUGAGCAUCACAACAAAAAGAGAAUGACGGGUCAGCCAGCAGAACUUUUUAACAUACAUGUACACAGUGUUUGACUAAAUGAUUUUGUCCUGGAUUCUGUGAAGUGAAACGGGUCAUAACACGGUUUUAAGUCUUUGUACUUUAAAAAGAAUCUUUUCUAGUAUGGUACUUCAAAUUUCAACUGCCAUUAGUCAAAAUAAAAGUCGUUUUGAUAGCCAUCUGUAUACACAACUUUUCUAAGGAAAGAGUUUUUAAUUUACUUGCAGAAUGCAGCUCAUUUUCCGGUACUGAACUAUGGGAGAAAUAAUGUUUCAGGUGUGAAAAUAAAACAGUAUAAUUGUA
This is a messenger RNA of Patiria miniata (bat star), 2671 nucleotides long. RefSeq names its product pyrimidine-specific ribonucleoside hydrolase RihA-like. Lineage: Eukaryota; Metazoa; Echinodermata; Asteroidea; Valvatida; Asterinidae. Gene Ontology annotation, molecular function: hydrolase activity, hydrolyzing N-glycosyl compounds. The record is from RefSeq and is a predicted model, not a curated record.